GAUAUUUCCAUGGAAAUGUCAGAGCACCCAGAGGGACUUAUGGAACAUCUUCAAGUUGUGGGGGUGGACAAUGCUCUGUUGUGAUUUCCUGGCACAUCAUGGAACCGACUGCUGGACUUACCAUUAUUCUGAAAAACCCAUGAACUGGCAAAGGGCUAGAAGAUUCUGCCGAGACAAUUACACAGAUUUAGUUGCCAUACAAAACAAGGCGGAAAUUGAGUAUCUGGAGAAGACUCUGCCUUUCAGUCGUUCUUACUACUGGAUAGGAAUCCGGAAGAUAGGAGGAAUAUGGACGUGGGUGGGAACCAACAAAUCUCUCACUGAAGAAGCAGAGAACUGGGGAGAUGGUGAGCCCAACAACAAGAAGAACAAGGAGGACUGCGUGGAGAUCUAUAUCAAGAGAAACAAAGAUGCAGGCAAAUGGAACGAUGACGCCUGCCACAAACUAAAGGCAGCCCUCUGUUACACAGCUUCUUGCCAGCCCUGGUCAUGCAGUGGCCAUGGAGAAUGUGUAGAAAUCAUCAAUAAUUACACCUGCAACUGUGAUGUGGGGUACUAUGGGCCCCAGUGUCAGUUUGUGAUUCAGUGUGAGCCUUUGGAGGCCCCGGAGCUGGGUACCAUGGACUGUACUCACCCUUUGGGAAACUUCAGCUUCAGCUCACAGUGUGCCUUCAGCUGCUCUGAGGGAACAAACUUAACUGGGAUUGAAGAAACCACUUGUGGACCAUUUGGAAACUGGUCAUCUCCAGAACCGACCUGUCAAGUGAUUCAGUGUGAGCCUCUAUCAGCACCAGAUUUGGGGAUCAUGAACUGUAGCCAUCCCCUGGCCAGCUUCAGCUUUACCUCUGCAUGUACCUUCAUCUGCUCAGAAGGAACUGAGUUAAUUGGGAAGAAGAAAACCAUUUGUGAAUCAUCUGGAAUCUGGUCAAAUCCUAGUCCAAUAUGUCAAAAAUUGGACAAAAGUUUCUCAAUGAUUAAGGAGGGUGAUUAUAACCCCCUCUUCAUUCCAGUGGCAGUCAUGGUUACUGCAUUCUCUGGGUUGGCAUUUAUCAUUUGGCUGGCAAGGAGAUUAAAAAAAGGCAAGAAAUCCAAGAGAAGUAUGGAUGACCCAUAUUAA
This is a messenger RNA of Pan troglodytes (chimpanzee), 1117 nucleotides long. It is a transcript of the gene SELL, whose product is annotated as selectin L. The record is from RefSeq and is marked provisional. Gene Ontology annotation, cellular component: membrane. NCBI's taxonomy places the organism in Eukaryota, Metazoa, Chordata, Mammalia, Primates, Hominidae. Gene Ontology annotation, biological process: leukocyte migration; cell adhesion.